GAUCGUCGUCUGCCUGGACUUAAUGCUGCUGGCUGUUAAAUUCUCCCUCUCGCUUGUUCGGUUUUGAGAAGCUGGAAGUCGCGUUUCAUGUAGAAUUCGCCUGAAUUUGUAGAAAUUCGGGCAAGUUGCUGAAACAGGAACUCAAGCUCUCUGAGAAAUGAUAGACUGAGCUUGGUUAAGCGGCAGAUGGCAGUUGCUGGUACUGCGUCUCGAGGCUCUGUGGCUGUUGUUGGCAUUGCAAAGUGAUGGAGCUUAAUCCUGAAAGGUUUUUAUGAAGUUUUGAGAUGUGAGAAUGAGAUCGUGAUUUCUUCUGUGGAGUGGGUUUUCUUAUUAUCGUGUGCAAGUAACUCCCCUGCUAUGGAUUUACAUCCUAAAACGACUGGAUCAUGCCUAUACGACUGGAUUUUCCAAUAGCUAAUACCCUGUAUUCUUUUACCAAGCCUUUCUCUGACAAUACUCAAUCUCGGAGUUAAGCCACAGGCUUGGUAAACAUGGCACCGUGUGUGCAUACAUUGUGUUGCCAAGGCAGACCAAACUGGCAAUUCGCUUGCGGACUCUCUCAUUCUAAAACGAUGUCUAUCUCUAGUGCUACUACACCUAUGUGUCGUCUCUCUGUUGAGGGGAUCGCUGUCACUUCCAGGAUGAUUGCGACAUAUCCUUUAGUUGUUUGCUUCAGAGAAGAUGAUGCCCCAUUUCCUGAGUAUUUGGUGGAGAGGAAUUGGAGUGAUAUGAGUGUGCGCACCAACUUGGAGAUACAGUAUAGCCCCUGGGCUAUACAGAUGAUGAAUGGGUUCGCGGAGGAGGCCAAGCAGAAAGAGAGCACUGGUGGUCCUCCUGGUAAUGGAAAAGGAGGUGACGACGGGGAUGGCCACGGUGGAGGUGGCGGAGGGGACGACGAUGCCGACGAUCAUAUAUUUCUCUUGCCAAUGUUGACACUUGCCUUCGCAGCAUUCCAUUUAGGUUACUGUAUUGCCAUUUGGGUGAAGGAUGAUGGUUUGAACCUUGAGUUCAUCCGAACAGGGCUUGGUCUUUUUUUCCUGUUGGCGGUUUCAGCGUUACGUCUCAAUGUAGAAACUGGCAAAGAUGCCCACGUUCUUGGGAUUGUAUCAUCCUUGGGUGUUAUGGUCUGGACUGGCGAACGCUGCCUAAUAAAACGGGAGGGAAGCCUAGCAGGUGUUGUGGCCGUGUUUGCCGCAUCCAUGGCUGUAACAUUCACUGUCGCCCUGUACCAAACGUUUUGAACUUGAACAAUCAAAGCCAUUCAACAAACCUGGCACAUUACAGACACCCUCUAAAUCUCCACGUUACGUCAGUGCAUCACAUCCGAAUCAUUUCCUGGAGUCUAAUGCCAUUGGAGAUGCUAUUUCUUUGUAGACUAAAAAACUUGUAAAUACUGGAAUGUAUAGAGAUAUGUGCUGAGGAGCCGGCAGCAUAGUAGUGGUAUUUUUUUCCUAAAGAUUACUAAAAAAAUUGAAAGAUAAUUUCUGGAAGACCAGCCAAGUGUCUGGGUCUUAGAAUAAUGCACCAGGAGCUUUGAAGCUAGCUUGCACUAACGAGGGCGAGAACACCAGACACAUUCGUUCCAACCGUAUCCACUGGUGCACUCCGUAGUAGAGAGCACAUUAACGGAAAGGAAGUCGAAGAAACGGAGACUCUCAUCUCGGGUUCUAAAUCCAUAUUACCCUCCAUCCGAAGACAGCAGCAUCAACGAGUGGUGGCGGGGAUAACCCAUUUGACAAACCUAAACAGAAUUUGUGCCGGAACUUAACUGUCUCAAUUGUGCAACGAAUAUCAAUGCAAUGAAUGUUAUAGUUUUCCCACCGCAUCUUUCCUCC
Physcomitrium patens is the source of this 1835-nucleotide messenger RNA. The record is from RefSeq and is a predicted model, not a curated record. Lineage: Eukaryota; Viridiplantae; Streptophyta; Bryopsida; Funariales; Funariaceae.